Messenger RNA from Saccoglossus kowalevskii, 812 nucleotides. Its product is annotated as perlucin-like protein. The record is from RefSeq and is a predicted model, not a curated record. Lineage: Eukaryota; Metazoa; Hemichordata; Enteropneusta; Harrimaniidae.
UAGCGUCACGUAUUCGUUUUACAGAAUCAAAAAUCAUGUCUUGUAAGGAAAGACUGAUGUUGUUGAUACUCUUUCCACUGUUGGUGGCUAGUUCUGAAAAUGGUUUUGAGCAGAUAGUCGACUCAAGACGAUGUAAUCUUUCGGCGUUAUACGUAAUUGAGCGCAGACUAACCGACUUGGCGGAAGACAUGCAACGGGCUCUCCACCAGGUCAUUGACAGCGAUACAGGCAUGUGUCCACCCGAAUGGUUACCUUUCCAGUCAUCGUGCUACUGGUUCAGUCCAAGUGAUGUGUUGAUGAAUUGGGACGAGGCAGCUGAACAUUGUAAUACCAUGAACGCCUACUUAGCAGUUCCGAAUACGCCUGCUGAGAACAUGUACUUAUACGAACAAUGUUAUCCAUUACGAAAGUAUGUUCACCCUGUGCCUGGUUUAGCUAUGUGGUUACUUGGCUGUACUGACGUAGAGAAUGAAGGCACAUGGGUAUGUCUCGAUAAUACAAUUCUCUCAUAUGAUGCAUGGAAAAGCGGUGAGCCUAAUAAUUACGCGGGCAACGAACAUCGUCUAUCGUUGGAUAUGCGUGAUGGAGCCCCUCCGGCUGUGUGGAAUGACAUCAUCAGCACUGAGUGGAAUGCCCAAUUUAUUUGCGAACGGGCGCAAGGUAUCUGAACUUCGAACGUCUAGAACUGUGUUAUCAAAGGCUGCAGUGUAAGGAAUUGGAGAAUGUUCGCAUGAUAUAUAUUUGAACGGAAAUCGAUUGCUAUUUCACUUUGUGUAUUUUGUUUUACUUUGUAUAAAUGCACUUUCCAUAAU